UCUCACCACAGCACAGCCAGGAUGAAGUCCACUGGCAGCGAGCACAGCGCGCAGCCCGACGGCUUCACCUCAGACCUGGACGACCUGGACAGCGGCAGCGACAGCAGCGGCGGGAAGUCCACCGGGGACUGCAGCCCCCGCAGAGAGCCGGGGGAGGAGGCGGCGGGUGGAGGUGGAGGAGGAGGAGGUGGAGGUGGUUCCCGUGCCGGUGCGCCGAGACGCAGGAGACGGCGGAGACGCAGCAGCAGCGGCGGAGACGGUGGAUGUGGAGGUGGAGGAGGCGCGUGUCUCGCCGGUGUGAGUAAACAGAGGCAGGCGGCCAACGCGCGGGAGCGGGACAGGACGCACAGCGUGAACACGGCCUUCACGGCGCUCCGCACGCUCAUUCCCACCGAGCCCGCCGACAGGAAGCUCUCCAAGAUCGAGACGCUGCGCCUGGCCUCCAGCUACAUCUCGCACCUGGCCAACGUGCUGCUGCUGGGGGACAACUGCCGGGACGGACAGCCCUGCCUCGGGUACCAGAGCAUCCUGCACGGCACCGCGGCGCUCAGCGCGCCCUCGCUGCGGCCCAUCUGCACCUUCUGCCUCAGCAACCAGAGGAAACUGCUCAGAGAUGGAGGGAAGCACUCAGCUGCAGUGUGAAGCGAAGCUGCUCCGGACAGACGGGGGGUGUCCACCGUGAUGUUGUUUACACGUACACCUGCAGGACUUUGUACAUACUCUAUAAAUAUAUUUAUUUUUUGGAUUAGACUAGGAAAAACAAAAAGAUAUUAACACUGAAAAGCACUUUCUGUUCACACUGGUGCUUCUGGACGUCUGUGUUUUGGUUGAACUGUAACCUGAGCCGAUGUGUAAAGCUGCACCUGACGGGGGGCUAUUUUGGUCCCGCCAAUAGUACAAACUACUCCCCCUCCACCCCCGUGCCCCACUCCUAAAAAAAAAGCCUUGUCGCCUUCAGUCACAUGAAGGAAAGUGAAGAGCAGCUUCUGCAGCGGUUGCUGUCAGUUCAGUGGAGUUAAUGCUGCUUUCAGGUGCCGUCAGACAUAUCGCGAUUAUUCAGGGGCACUUGAAAGGAUCAUUAACUGAGCUGUUGACUCUAGUGGUGAAUGUAGGAACUGCAACUACGCUGACAGAACUGAGCUCCUCUACGUCCUGUAGCGUUUGCUUCACGCAUGUUUGAAACAUUACAAAUCAACGUCUCAGGAAUCAGAACGUUUUAAACAAGGGUUUGUUUCACCACUAGGGGGCGACAUAUGACACUUUGGGGCUUGGGGUCCUCCGACUGUGAAAUUUUGAGCGUCAGACACCAAAUUUCCUGGUGAAUUUUUUUUUUUUUUUUUUUUGCAUCAGUUUUUGCCUUUUCUGCAUCAAUUUAUUUCGUCAAAAUCAAAGUUCUCUGCUACCUUUAUAUUCUUAUUGUGGGGGGACAAAUGCACGUUCUAAAUAUUGAGGGGGAAAUGUCCCCCGCGUCCCCCGAAAUAUACGCCUAUGACUGUGUACCGUACCCUGCAAGUUUGCAGUUUGGGUGCAUUCUAGGUACAAUCUUAGGCUACCUUUGAUUUUACCCAAGUGGUCGCAGGAUUUUUCGUAACGUAAUAACAAAUUUUUGUUUCUGUCGAGCUAACUCACACUGUUAUGUUGAAUUGGUUGUCUUUUUUGGGACAUUCAAGGGUUACCUUGAAAUCAGGGUGAAUUUUAGACACCUGGUUGCAUGUAGAGUUCAUAAAAUGACUCACACUAGAUGCACAAAUUGACACGUAGUUCAGCAUUUUUCAACCCGAGCCGAAAACAUGAGCAUAUCUCAGGUGGUUGUAAAUCUAAAAAGACAGCACAGUGUUUUGCUUGCUUUGUCGAAAUCAGGGAAAUAAUGCUUGAUCAUGUAAAAAUGUUGCCCUGGUUGGUUUUUAUUUGUUGGCAAGACGCAUGUUUGGGAUCAGAGCCAUUUGACUGGAUUUCGACGACAUUAAUCAAGGCCUGAUAUUUCCUUCUUUUGACUAUUUUCUUUUAAAGAAAAGAUUGCUGCCUUGAUGCACUGGAGGAAACCAGACAUUUGGGAUUUCUAUAAUGGUGACUGAGGAAAGUUUUAAUCUGAAGCGCUGCCCUUUAAGGUGCGGACACACCAAACCGACAUCAAAGAACUAGCGGCGACAAAAGCCAACUGUUGCAUCGUCUACGUCGCCUCAUGUCGCCCUGUGUCAGUUGCAUUUGAACACACUACACGGACUACAUCCGACGGCCAAGUGGCACGUACGUUCUGCGCCUGCGUGAGAGAGAGCGGAGUGAGAGAGUGGUACAUCCUGUCAGCCGAGAGGUUUCCUAUCUGUGCAGCCCACUGCUUCUUCCCAAAGUGGGAAGAAGCAGCCAAAGUGCCAAUGGUGCGGGACAGACAGACGCUCACCGGCGGCCCAACUUUGGUCGACGGCCGACCAUCGGCUUGGUGUGUCAGGGCCUUAAGCAUCAAAGCUUGUCUCAAAAUUUUAAGAUGCAAUUGGAAAAUUAUCAAUCUGAAUGGGACACUACUUUAAAAGGUCCAGUGUGGAGGAUUCAAGGGGUAUAUUGGCAGAAAUGGAACAUUCACAACUAUGCUUUCAUUAGUUCGUGAUCAACUGAAACUAACUGCAUGAGCUGUUGAUAGCUACAAACAUAGCAUGCCCUCCAUGUUGUUUCUACAGUAGCCCAGAACGGACAAAUCAAACACUGACUCUGGAUAGGGCCAUUCGUGUUUUUGUAUCAGCAACUGGCAACGCUUGGCACACUGGAGAAGUUUCGGUUGGUUGCAAUCUGAAACUUCACCACUAGAUGUCACUAAAUCCACCACACUAGAUCUUUAAUGUGUUCACAUUGGGGGCAAAUAGAACAAUUUGCGUGAGUUCAUCACAUGUAAAGUCAAUGGGAAGACGCAAUUAGAUGCGACUUUCUGUUGGGUGGUGAUGGACGUGACGUGAGUCGUGAAGCGAGUAGCGCGAUUUCACGUCGCGAGAGUUGAAAAAUCUGAAAUUCGAAAACCAAUUCGUGAAUCCGGGGACGCAUGAUUCCGAGGACGUAUCGGCGGAAGUUCACUCAUGGAUUCAGCGAUUUCACGUGCACAUGACGCGAGUCAACACAAAAUAUUCUAGCAUUCAAACGCACUUGAUGUGAAUACAACGUAACUAUAACCCUUUGUCUGUCUUUGGGCCUGAAUCCAAACUGUUUCGAUGAAUUUAUUUGCAGUGUGGUGAAAUGUUUACUUUUGCAUUGUUGCACAAUCUCUGUAUCACUUUAAAAAAGCACAAAACUGUGACGUAUUGUGUGCACGCGGCACACGCAGUGCAUUGGGCUACCUUCUGCACUAAUCUGGAGAACAUACAUAAUCCUUCUACAAUCAGCUGGAUCCCUUGAUAUUGACUAUACAGCACAUAUGGAUGAAAACGUUGCACACUACCUCAGACCUGUUUUCAAUAUGAAGGCCUACCUCUAAAUCUAAUGUGUGACAUGACUGUAGAAAAUGUACUUGAAUGCCUGACUAUUGUGUCCUUUGCACAUCGCAGAUACUGAGAAGCUGCUUGAAGAGAAAUGUAUUUUUGUACAAUACAAAUAAAAGUGAGAGAAAAUCAAACUGGUUUUUCUUGUGUUGGAAAAGUUGCUGAGAUUCAGGACGUUGAAAUCGGCGUAAAACUCAGGAUACUAAAAGGUUUUAAGGACCACAAGCUUGUUGAGGAAGCUUGUUGUCGCUAUUAGAAAAAAAGAGGAACACUUCACCCCCCA
Epinephelus moara (kelp grouper) is the source of this 3744-nucleotide messenger RNA. Its product is annotated as transcription factor 15. NCBI's taxonomy places the organism in Eukaryota, Metazoa, Chordata, Actinopteri, Perciformes, Serranidae. The transcript is spliced from 2 exons. The coding region runs from base 22 to 642 and encodes 206 amino acids. The record is from RefSeq and is a predicted model, not a curated record. Gene Ontology annotation, molecular function: DNA-binding transcription factor activity, RNA polymerase II-specific; protein dimerization activity; RNA polymerase II transcription regulatory region sequence-specific DNA binding. Gene Ontology annotation, biological process: developmental process; regulation of transcription by RNA polymerase II.